Varroa destructor (honeybee mite) is the source of this 11915-nucleotide messenger RNA. RefSeq names its product rhomboid-related protein 2-like. Gene Ontology annotation, cellular component: membrane. Gene Ontology annotation, molecular function: serine-type endopeptidase activity; calcium ion binding. Lineage: Eukaryota; Metazoa; Arthropoda; Arachnida; Mesostigmata; Varroidae. The record is from RefSeq and is a predicted model, not a curated record.
AAAGGGUGGAAGUACCUGAGUGAUAAAAGAAAGCUCGUCUGGUUCUUUUUUUCCUAUGACAUCAUUCGAAGCAUUUGACCCCCUGCUUCAUGCACAAAUAGAUAAAAGUGCGAACGCUAUAUAGAGCCCACUCAUCUAGUAAUGACUUUUUGAGCAACAAAUGAAAUUUUAUUUAACCCCAUAUUUCGUAUGGUUUUACCGUACCAUCUUAUAUAAUUGGGUGUUGCGCGGCUGGCUAUUUAGCAUAGCAUUGUGACUACUGAUGAUGCCCCGACAUUAAAUUCAAUCGAUUAGCCUUAACUAAAUGAACCCGUGGGUUAGGCAAGCAAUUUACGUGCAAGCUUCUUAAAUAAAUUGUAUAAGAUAGUUGUAUAGCUACAUUUAAACAGAGCUAUGUAAGGUAUUUUUCAUCGAGGAGUAAAAUUUGAUUUCCUUUAUUAAAGGGACCAAUGGAAGGAUAUCAUGAAGUUACAUAUAGAUGUCAAGAAGUUUCUAUUCAGUUUUUAAACAAGGAAUUGAAUACGCCAGAACUCUUCGUCACUCGCAUGACAAAUAAUGACUUAGAGCUCGCGGCUUCUUUGAAGUUUUUAGUUAGAAUGGCUAAGGUAGCGUGAGUCAUAGAUGUUCAUACUGAGUGCUGUAAUAUACUAGAAAUCUGCAGGCUAUAGGGCUGAGUUGAAUUUAUUCUCGCCUUACUGUUUGAAGCAGAUUGUUUGACCUAUUGUUAGAAGCAUUAUGUUUACCUUUUUUCGGGCCUUUUGCUAAUUGCGUAUUUUAGCUUCAUGGACAUGGCGCUUCAAUAAACAUUCAUGCACAUCGUGAAAAUUACGUAUUCCGUUUCACGUGGGGAUUUUUCUUUUGAUUUGUCCCUAACGAUGUAUCUCAACAUAAACAAAUAUUUCAAUGAAAUUAUUUGGAUGCGCUAGAAGCGUCAAUGUUAACGAUCAUAUUUAGUUGAUACGAUCUCCGCUCAUUUCAUUCAUGACCUAAAUCUAGGACAGACUUAUUUCGAAGUUUCCGUACAUAGUAAUCCAGCAUGUUAUAAAUCUGUAUUGUACAAUGGCCAUAUGUGCAUAUUCCUAAACAUGCUCAGAAUCUCCUCUUCAUCCAAUCUCGGACUAAGUGGAUAGUACUUGUUGGCACCUCACCUUGAUAUAUGACGAAGCUUCCCUCAGACACUUCAGUCACCCACGGUGGCAGAGCACGCUGAUAAGCGUCCGUGCGGUACGGAGAUAAGUUUUAUCAGUGGUUUUGUCUUUCCAGAACAAGUACGGUGGCAUGACGUCUCCUUUAUUGGACACCAUAGUCGGCCGGAAAUUUGAUCUUACGCUCAAUAGACGCCUCCUAUAUGUUCUCAAACGCUAGCAACAGUCCCUGUGAUUGGUUUUUGCGUUUGUAAACAUCUCUUUUAUCAAAGAAGGAUCAAAGACGAUCUGCAGGCUCAUUUCUAGAAGAACUGGGGAGCAGAUGACAUCGGGCAGGUCUUAGGGUCGUAACUCUUUCAGGGAAUAUCAGUAUGAGAGGUGCUUGAGGUUUCCGUCCGCGACAUCAUAAUCGCACCUACAUAAAAUGUGUUCGCUAACAUUUUGUCGAGACUGCAGGGCCAUCCAAAAAGCAUUUUUCGACAGUGUCGAAUGGCCCUCCUCUCCGCACUGUUUUCCUGUUGCAGAUUUUUUUUAUGUAUUUGAUAGCUUAAGAAGCUUAUGAUCUCGUAAACACUUCGUCCAUUGACGACCGUUCAAAUUUCGAUAACGAAGCACUAUGUUCCGCCAUGAUUAAAUGCUCGCUCAUAUCCGUUUUGAAACGGGCUUUAAUUUUGCUAUGUGCAUUUCGGCUCAACGUGUUUACAACACUGGCCACUUGAAAAAAAUCAGAUGCUAAACAAAUCUGUCGGUAGAUAUUCGGGAGUAGUGUUGUCUAAGUGAUGCAAAAAGUUCGUAGAUGCGGAACAUUUCAUGAUAACAUAUAAUGAUCACAUGUCGUGACCGUCAAUUUCGACUUCCGACAACUUGUGCUACCGUAUAAUUAACAUACAAAUUGUAAUGUAAGCAAUUUCUUAUUGCAAAAACAUGAUAGGAGUUAACGUUACAGUUACCUCUCCUGUCUGACGUGAAAAACCAGAUUCAAAUCCGUUCCAUAGGAGCUGACUUGACGAAACAGCACAGUAUCUUGCCACCACUCACUAAAUCUCUUAGUAACGAUCAAACAGGAGAUUUAUCCAAAACGAUCUAACAAACCUCCAAACGAUUCAAUUAACAGAGACAGAUUGUUAAAACUAAUACAUUUAACUAGUAACCAAAGCGAUCUUGAUAAAUUCGUAAAAAAAAUUGUCAGUUUCCGAUGUUUGUGAUUAUAGGCCAUUUUAUAAAAACACAAACUAUGCGCGAGCAGUAAUACGGCUGGGGGCUUUUUUCAUCAUAACGGAAUGUCUUAUUCUGCUUCAAAUGCAGACAGGCAGUCAUGUAGCUAAAUCAAGCAGAGAACGGAAAUCAUUAUCUAAACGUUUCUCCGACAAUAAUGACAAUCCAAGUGAAAUUAUCAAUUAUUUGUCUAUUCGUCUUUUUCGCUGUCUAAUAUAAGUGGAAAAUGUACAAUACAAUACAAGGCUCUCUAUGUCACCUGUUAUUCUCACGAAGCUUUUAGGCAGCCCCCAGGUUUUCGAGAUGAGUCAAUCACAAUAUUAAUCAUGUUUCUACAUAUUGUCAUACUCAUUGCAUUAACAUGUCAGCGCAUAAAAUGGUAUACGUUGACAUUUUUUGUCAUUUUUUCAUUUAUAAAAAUUGAAUGUAAACUUUAUGGCAAAUCGGCUAAACUGCCCAUAAUCGUUAGCUUUAGUUGGAUUUAAUAUCAUCGCCAAAAGCUUUCCUAUAAUGGUAGGCACAAUGAGCACGGGUCUUUAGCAAACUUUUUAUCGGAGCGAUUGGACACAAGCAAGAUAUUCAUAAGAUAAUACUGGAGAACAUAUAUUGUAAGUAUUUCUCGUAGGUGUGAUCAGACUGGGGAAUCCUGCUUAUAAUGAUAUGCGGAGUAUUUUUGCGCGUUUACGUCUGGAAUGAGUCUUGCGCGAUCGUUCUCGAAAAAUGUCUUUGACAAACGUUGAGGCCCUCAGUUACACUUGCAAGCACAUUGUCGACUAUUUAUGGGGAAGAAGGAAUAUGUUUAGGUAGGAUAGGAAGCGUAAUGGCAGUGCCGACGACUAAUACAUUUCGUAUGGGCCGCGUCACCACUAUGUCAGGUGUUACUCUUCAUAGUCGUACUUCAGCGGACCAAUCAAACCUUAACGGGAGUACUGGAGAUUUUAUUUGAUCAAAUUUGAAAAAAAACAGUUAAAUUUUAUCUUUCAAUUUUCAUCCUUCCAUCGAUUGCAGCCUUUUUGCGGUGCAUUUUAUCGCCAGUGAUCCUCGGCUACUGUGACUUCAACGCGUGAAUCGCCCAAGUACUUGAGCAUUGUUUCCUCUCCAUAUAUUGCGUUAUACCUUUUUGCUUUUUGCUACAAAGCGUACGAAUGCGAGAGGGGCGGUAUUGAGUCUUUGCCGAACACCUAGAAGGGGUGGCAAGCGGCUUGAGCGGGCGCUAACGACAACAAGUUUAGCGUUCUAAAAGAUAUGAAAACCACGUCAGCCAUAAGGCUGAGUUUUCAACCCUAUCGGUGGCCAAUUUCUGUAAUAAUGGAUCUAUUCUUAAGUGACCGGAACUGCGUCUUAAAUCUACAACAAGUGCUUUGCUAAGUCGCUCAUAGGGUCUACACAACGACAUUGGGUCUUUCCAACGACGGCACUGCCUGUUCGGAAAUCGCCUCGAAAACCGAGCUGAUUUUUUUUUAUUAGUAGUUGAUUGUCUUCCAAAUAUUUCGCGAGUACUCUUCUUUCACACCUGUUGAAAAUCGGAAGUAGCCUUGCCGGCCAGUAUUUUGACAGGGGAUAGGGCUAAAUGCCUUCACUGCUUAAUUGGCUUAACCACUAGACUCUUGAUAUGAGAUACUACAUUCAUUUUCAUGUUGUCAUGCCGAACGCAGAAGACUGACUUUAAAGUAAAUAAUGAAUUCACUUCGAGAUUGGUCACCCUGUUUUGUUUUCUUCUGUUUCGGUGACUGGUGCUCGUCUUUAGCCACCCUAUUUCUUCUAAGCUCAGUUCUAAGCUGCUCUGUAUGUGGACGUAUGCCAGCAGGACCGAAGGAACACAUCGAGUCUAUGCUUUAGCGGGAAUUAAAAAUGGUACCGUAGACCAGUAUCCAAUGCGCUGUCUUCCGUAGGCUAGUGGGUACGGCGUAUGGUCGAACAUACGCAACAGUGGCAACUUCUUGUGUAAGCCUUUUAAACCCAUAAGGAUCAAUAUGGGGCGUUUGUAUCCUGUUUGAGUGAAGCUAAGCUAGAAAUAUCGAUAAAGCGAUAUCGAGAGGAGAUGGCAAAACACACGUACAAUUCUUUAACUAACAAAGCUAUUGGUUUAGUUAGCUACUUGUGUAUGGAAAUUAUCAGGAUAGGCGCAAGGUGGCGUUAUAUUUAAAUUAGUAUUCGUUCAACAGUUUAUCACGUCAGUUCGCCUCUUGAAUUCCUAUAUUUCUCAGAAACUUGAACGUAUCUAGAUAACUUGAGUAACGUUUUUCGCCUACAACGAACGAUUGAAUCUCAAUUAGGAUAGAAGUUCAUCCCAGACGUUGAGAUGAAGAUGUGCAUUCGUUACAUUUAGAUGUACGAAAUGUAUAGUUCUUCAGUCACCUGUAUUACUGUCAAGUGUUUUAAUUAUCUCAUGAUUUUUAUAGCCGCUUACCGACGUAAAACCUCUACCACAAAUUUUGGAAAAAGACAUUAGUAAGUUUUUUGUUGCAAAACCUGCUGUUUCUUACACCGUUGACAAUGCAUAAAAAAUACAUAUCAAACUAACAAUAAAACCGAUGUUCCAUUAUGCUGUACGGGCAGAAGAAGACUUGCCGCCAUCUUAUGCCCCAACAAUUUCGCUACCGCUCUGUUGUGCUUCGACAACAGAUGUAUUACACUUUAUUGUAACGCAAUAUAUUAUGACUAACAAAAUCAGUUCUAGUACUUCUGACUAAAUCUAUUAGUAUGUAAACAUGGCUCAAUGGAAGUUAGAAUUCUUCAUCACUUAAUUAGAAAAAUCAGUUCAAAAUAAAUGUCAGUGGAUUGCCGACUGUCAGAUAUCAUCGUACGGUUUUUUUUUUUUAAAUAAAGCGAUCAUAUUAGAGUUUAUAGUUGGAUCUUGCCUACACUGAUGACGUAGCUGGAGCCGCGUUACAUAGAAAACAAUCUCCCCCUCCCCCACCUCCCGUCCGUCAUGUUUACAUAUUUGACUUUGCAGUAGACCUGUAUAACAUAGGAUAACGCUGGCUAGAAUAAGUCCGAACUUCUUGUUUACUUUCUUAUCUAUCUAAUCGUAAUGAUUUAGAUAUAUAUUUUGUUAAAAAAAAUGUCUAUAGCUACGAACAAACAGCACUGAAUAAUCUUUCCAUCGUUGCUUUGUGUCUGUUAGAUCGUUUCAGACGUAUAGCUGAAACGUUAACUUCAGGGCCAAGUGGGGCCUUCCGACGCAAACCGGAUUCGAGAGUUCUUCCCACGAAACACAAAGAUGUCCAAGGUUUCAAGUGCCCAAGUGGCCUACAGCAAAGGCCGAACCACUACGGACAGUGAAACCGACGAAUGCUGCAUCGACGUUUGCGAUCGGAAUAAUUGGCGAGCCGUUUUUAAUAAGUAUGACACGAAUCAUGAUGGCUACGUUUCCAUUGCACACCUGUCUCGCCUCUGGCAGGAGCAUUCACAGUUGCUGCAGCAUGAUCUACCUCCUACCGUUAUUCAGGAAUUACUUGAAAGAUUCGACUGGGAUCGUGACGGACAUUUCAGAUACGACGACUUCGAGAAAAUGAUGCAAUUUGCAGUCAAAUACAAAAAUUACCCUCGAUUCUGUACCCUCGUCAAGUUUGCAGCCUCAACUGUCGUGGCUUCUAAUCGACGCGCGACGUUCGUGCGGUCCUAUUUCGAAGAGUACAGUUGUAUGCCCCCGCCGUUUUUUAUCGUACUCGUCUCGAUUAUACAGGUUGCUAUCUACAUUUAUUACAGCAUAGAGUUGAAAGAAUGGUCUCGAAAUGGUCCUACACCGAUAAAGUCGCCUCUGAUCUAUAAUCCUAAUCGGCGGUAUGAGGUGUGGAGAUUUUUUACCUACCAGUUCAUCCAUAUCGGACUCUACCAUAUCCUUUUCAAUAUACUCAUGCAGCUGGUGCUCGGAAUACCAUUAGAAAUGGUUCACAAAUGGUACCGUGUAGGCAUCGUCUACAGCGUUGGAGUUAUAGCCGGUUCUCUCGGCUCCUCUCUGAGUGAUCCCCGAACGUAUCUCGCCGGUGCAUCAGGAGGUGUGUACACGCUAAUUGCAGCGCACCUGGCUACCGUCGUAUUGAACUACGCUGAAAUGGAGUUUGGAUGGUUGCGGCUGACCGUUCUGAUAGUGUUCGGAAUAACCGAUUUUACGGUAGCAGUAUAUGAACGAUACUCGCGCGGCGGUAGCCAACCGAUUUCGUACAGCGCCCAUUUGGCGGGGGCGUUCGUUGGACUGACGUUGGGCAUGGUCGGGCUGCGGAAUCUUAUUGUGACGAAAUGCGAACGGGUACUACGAUGGAUCUCAUUCUUCUUUUGUCUAACCUUCUUCAUUAUCGCCGUAGGCGUGAAUCUGUUGGCGACAAAUUACUAUCCAGUCCCGCACUACGAUUAGCCAUCUCAACAUGGUAAAUGGCCAAUAAAUGCGGGCGACGAUUAUUACUACGACGACUUAGCAUUUUUACCAUACACUGUUGACAUGUCGAAGGGGUGAAAAGUUCCUGCUGGCCAAGACCUGACACAUCCAAGCCUUGAAGACGUACAACACGGUUUUCUGUUGAGUUAACCUGGUUAACUCAAGCGCCGACAACGCGUUGGCUUCGUAAAGAUUGAAUGGGCUAUUAUUAGUGACAACGUUCCUCAAAAGACACUGAAUAAAUUCGAACUGUACAAAAGAAGUCUAGUUAGGCACCACGAAGGAUAACUGGAUUAAUAAUGUUAUUACUGGCGUCAUCGAUAAGCUAUUGAAACUUCGAAGCCGGAUAAAUUGCGGAGGUAAUACUAUAGCUUCACGCGUCAAGCUAGUUGCGUCCAUUAGACUGCUAUUGUUAAGUAUUACUCUUCAGUUGAGAGCUUGAUUGAAGUAAAAUAGACCCAAUUAAAGUUGCAACGGACGAGUUGCAUAUAUCACCUCUAUAUGGUUUCAACCUCCAAACGAAUGACAUCUUAUAUGAGUAGUAUCCGCUAUACUAUGCGUGACCGCGUUUGUUAAUGUGGAAAUUAUUUCAUUAUGCUUUCUCUGAAUGAACAGCCUUAUGAUAGACCGGUUUGUUGGUGUUGAUCCCGCCCUAUAAGCUUAGUUUCUGACAAUGCGGUGGCUAUGAUAUAAGAAGUUCGAUAAUAAACAAGCGAAUGUAACGUCUGUGCAGAGAAUAAAAUGCUUGCAUAGGAAAAUACUACGUCGCAAACAGGAAAUAGCCGGAAAUAUAAAUGAUCGCAUGCGACAACGAUCACGUUCCAAUCACCGCACCCAUUUACGCAAAAUUUAGGUUCUAAAUAUAGUUCAGCUAUUCUAUACUCAUGAGGCUAAAUUCAAUGACCUUCAUAGCUUUAGAAUGCUAAACAAGAUUCAGUAGUCGACAUAGGCACAUAUCAACGUCUAUUGUUUCUAUGUAUUUUUUCUUCCAAGGUCUGAAGUUGUGACCCCUUUCCAAACUAUAAGUAAACGUUUUACGCUUGCAGUUGCGUACAGUCUUUUCGUACGGUUGCAGUACAAUUGUAAACCUAUGUUCGCCAUGUAAAGGAAAUUAUGUUAUCAUGAUAGGCCUAUCAAUUAAUGAAUGAUUAUGGCAUACUUUUUCUCAUUAGAUUUCAACAUAGACAUAGACAAGCUUGAUGUAACUUAAUAGCGAUCAAGUUUUUAAUCUAUCUCUACUGCCUAAGGUAGGUCCCUGCUCGAAAAAAUUAAACAGCGCCCAUUAAGCACGACAUUAAGGUGUAAUCCUAAGUUCUGAAAUAACAACUAUACACAAUGAGCCGGUAUUUUACCUGUAAAAAUUGCAAAAUGUUUAUAGAAGAACUGCAGCCACUUUUUGAAAUGCAUUCUCAUUGUCCAUUUUCAUUUUGUAUAUGGCAGUUAAACAUUUACUGUGUCCUAAUAUUAUUGCUGAUCAUCACAGCCAAUUGGAAGCGAUGUCGCAUUCCUGUUCCGGUAUUGUAGCUUCAUAGCGUCAAUCAUCAAUAGGCAAGGGACAAUAAUCAUUAUCUAGUAUUAUAAACAUGAUCAAAUAUGUCCUUGGCACCCUGUCACACACAAAUAAACACAUAAACACGAAAAUAAUUCUCAGAGGAUGAUUGAGAAUCGUCCACGGGUCAUCGCAGCAAUUACGGAUUUUUUUAAUGGGUUCCGUUACUUGAUACUUAGCAGAAUUAGACGAUAUUAUGUAGGUUAAAUUGCCCAUUUUUCAUGAUUACGCCGGGCCUACUGGACACAAGCUCUGUCGCUAAGGCCAAAGGCGAGUGAUCAGCUACUAGCUGACAAUUUUAAAUAGCGUUUGAGUUAGACUAACUCGACCGUAAUUUGGAGCUAAAUGCUAUAUGAAAUUUUACGGGACGCCCGAGAUCGACUGUACUACAUUCGGGCCAGCAAUUGCAAGGUUAUCCAUUUUCAAAUACUUCUUUAAAAAAGAUAUGUUUAUGCCGAAUCGAUGUAACGUAAAUUUAUUUUUUAAGGCAGACCCCAUUAAACAAAUUUCAUAUGAAAAUGUAUGGUAAAGAAAAAUAUAUAUUUUAUACAAAUCUAUAUGUGUAUUGUAAUUUAUAUGUGUGUACGCUAUUGAUAACAAACACGUACUUGGUCAACAAUAUCACAAUGUGAAAUCUUUUGAAAACGUUUUUUUCUGUUGUAACAGCCAUUUGUCACCACAACGCCGUUCGAUUGAUAUAUCUGCUUUAUAUCGAUUGAUAUUUGUUUCUCCAUUAUGCCCAUUCUGUUAAUGUUUCUGUUGCAGGACACUAAUAACAACUUUAACUGAUGAUAUAUAAAUGUAAAUGAUGAUAAACAGAUGAUCCGAUUAAAUUUUCAUAAGAGUAUUUUUCAGUUUCCGUAAUGUCGUCUUGUCAAUGACUACACAUUGCCAUUAAGCUUAUCGAAUUUAGCAGUAUUACGUCCGUUGGCCAUUCUACAUGGCUGGCCGGCUCCCAGCACAAGACGAACCGUGUGUCUGUGCUCAAACUCAAAACGUUACCCACUAAGCUAUUAUGGGAACAUGUCAUAGUGCCUUAUCUUACCUUUUACUAACGAAGAGGAGACCAUGUGGCCAAAUAAGCCAAAAUACAGGCCAAAUGUAAUUCCAGACUUGGAACAAAGGGUUGUACAAAGUUUAAACUUAUAAUACUGUUGAUCUAAAACGGUGUAAAAAAUCUUGGUUUAAUAAAUCGAAAACGAUCCACGUAUUGAUUUACAUAUUUAAAAAAAUGGCCGUCCUUUAAAAGUCUUGCCAUAAAAUGUAAUUUGAAGCAAUAUAAUUUUCCUGUAUCCUUGAUCAUAUGUGCAUCUUACAGCGAUAUGAAGCUUCUAUGAUAGUUAUUAGUUUUCGAUACUACGGUACCGAUAUUCAGAUACUGAUUUCUGUAUAUAUUCAGUCGUCUGAUCACAAAACAAAUUGAAACGUACCUUCGUUUUCAUACGGUGCCUUUACACAGUAUAAAAAGUACACCUGUGUCGCAAAGCUACCCAGUAGAAUCGCUACCUUAUUCAGACAAAAAAGGACUUGUUAAAUAUUCUGCGUCGCGUUGGCCGUCCGUUUAAAUUGCGACAACUAUAAAGAUGAUACACGUCACGCUGCCACGACAAAAAGACCCGAGGAUGCAUGAAGGCAUUAUUUGGAAAUCGAGCAGACGAUGAAUGGAAGUACAGAUACUGACUGAAAACUGAUUCUGAAGUAGCCGCCAGCGGCAAUCGCUUAUGAAAUAUAAAUAAAGAAAACCGUAUUUAUGAUAAAAACAAAAAAGAAAAGCAUUUCAGUCUGGCGUAUUAUUGCGUGUUUAUUUAAGCAAAGGGACAUAUAGCCGAGCUCGGGUAUGCCGCUACUCGAUCUUGCCGAUUCGAUUUCAGAUCAAUAAAUAUGGCACAGUUUAUAUCAGAUCCAUAGCAUUUAUACUAAAAGAUUACAGCUAUCGAUACGCUAACAGGUAUCUGGCGAGUAAAAUCGCUCAUAUUUAAUCUGCGCGACUUUUUUUUUGGUUCGAGGUGAUAGAAGGACAAUUCAACUGCCUAACUAUCGUCAGGAAUGAUCGUAAGGUUCGGCUUAAUUUAGUUUAGGUUAGGAAACUAAUAAAAAUAUCUGUCCGAGGUCUGUGGCCUAUCUACAUUCGUUACGAAUCAACAUCAUUAUCGCUAUCGUGGAGGAACUUCAGGGACGCUUCAACGGAGGAGCUAAUCAACCGAAAUGGCACAAUGCAGCCUGAUAUAACCUUGAUACGUUUCACGUGAUAGGAAAUAGGUUGCUUUACAAAUCUAGCAGGCAUAAUCGCGACUUUAUCCAAUACUAUGAAAGGUAUUAAUAUUACAUGAAUUAGUUUGACCGGUUGAUCGAAUUUAACAUUAUGGUAACGUAAUGUUAAAAUUCAUAAGGUCAUGUUAAGAAGGUAAAAGACACGAAAAAAAAAAAUAGAUUUUCCUAAAAACAUGGUAAAAAUAUGCUGAGAAGAACGGUGCCCAAGUCUCAGUGUUAUAUGAUCUGUUUGUCUCUUGGUAUAACGAGAAACUUUUCAUGAUAAAGGUACACGUUUCGGCGAAAUCCGAAGACAAAAAAAUGCUAUUUUUUAAACAAUAUUUAAAAACAUUUUAGAUACGACGCUGACUAAGCUGAUCUGAUAUCGUUUUUCUCAUGUUUCACCAUUUGGCGCUCACGUAAUAUCGAGCAUAACAAUCAUCUAAUGUAUUAAGACUAAUAAAAUUAUUUUUCCUCGAUCAGCGAAUACACACAUAGGUCAUAUGUAGCGUAUAUGGCUUGAUUCAGACCCUACUUGUAAUUUUUCCACUUUCCUGAACAAAUUCGGGCCUUUCUCAAACUCGUUGCUGGCAUUUCGACGAAUUUUUUUAAUGGAACGUAAAACAAGCAUCUUGACUCGAUUCACAUUAAUACUGGUCCGUAUUAGAGUCUAGGCAAGACGGGUCUUUAUACAAAGCAAGUAUGAAAUGGUAAAAUGUCACGAUACACCACAUGUGCGUCCAUCCCUAUUACGUUAUCAUUCCCAAAGGAUUUAUAGUAAUUCGUCUCUUGGUGUACAUUUAACAGAAACUAUACAAUCGUGUGAUAUUACAUGUGACGUUUGUAAAUUCCUUAUUCAGCACAUCAAAAUUCCGACGGAAAGAAAGAAAGGAGCACCGUAAACAAUCAAGAAAUAGUAGAUCUUUAGUGAUGAGCAAUUGUUGGCCAUCUGAUUAAUAUGUUUAAGGCUGUGGAUAGCUAAAGUGUUCUGUUCUAGAUUGUGCCACUUGUCGACAGAUCGGCUCACGAUUUGAAUCGCUGUCAAAACGUAAUUAUUACCGACGACUGCAGUUGCUGAUCAUACAUAACCUGACUGCGUGUGCGCACCCACCUAAUAGAACUUCUUUAAUCAGCUGUUUUAUGGUUCCUAAUAAGGGAUCGACAUCUAGUGUCUCCGCGUUGUAAAGCGAUUGGUGAUAAUGGUCUAGUAUGAGAAACGGCACUUAAUUUUUCUGCCAAUAUCAUCAUACGAUGGGUGACUCAGCUAAUCGAGUUGAGAAAGUCGUUGAGCAAACCGUAAAAAUGGUAAGUGCGAUCGCGAGGAUCUCGCGGGAUGCUGGGUACCGGGACAAGCUAGCUGCUAUGGCCGACUUACCCA